Messenger RNA from Amphibalanus amphitrite, 1675 nucleotides. RefSeq lists its product as uncharacterized. The transcript has 2 exons. NCBI's taxonomy places the organism in Eukaryota, Metazoa, Arthropoda, Thecostraca, Balanomorpha, Balanidae. The record is from RefSeq and is a predicted model, not a curated record. The coding region runs from base 294 to 1136 and encodes 280 amino acids.
UUCCGCUCCCGUUGAGCUUGCUGCACAGCAAUUCUGAUCAGAACCUUGAGGAAGCCUUCAGUAGACUCCGGUUCCGGAGACGGUCACCAUUAGAACACCGGCGCUACAAAAGGCACAGCCACAAACACAAGGGGCGUAAGCAUAAGGGGCGUAAGUAUAAGGGCCGUAAGCAUAAGGGGCGUAAGCACAAGGGGCGUAAGCACAAGAGACGCAAGCAUAAGGAAGGCAAACAUAAGGGACAGAAACAUAAGGGAAGCAAACACAGGGGACAGAAACGCAAGGGAGGCAAACACAUGGGACACAAGAAGGACCAUAAGAACAAGGGACAAAAGCACGUUGAGCACAAACACCAUGGACCGAAACAACGGGAACACAAACGUCAUAAACACCGGCAGCGGGAGCACAAACAUCGCGAGCUGGAAGACAAUGAGCACAGAAACGUCAACGGGAAUAACCCCAACCGCCGAGAUGACGGGUCGGUGCCAGAUGAGCAGCGACCAGAAGGUGUCCGCGAGAGCAGGACGCUGCGCGAGAUCUGGAGGAAACUGGACAAAUUUGGAAGAGAUAUUAAAAGCCUGUUGGACGCCACGCACCGCUCCGGGCCACUGCCUGGAUUCCCGGCUGUUCAACCCAAAGCUCGUGUCUGGACAGAAUGGGAUGGCACGCAAGAUGAACAAACAACUCCACAACCAGGCUGGUGGACAACCAAAGCCUGGACUACAAGGCUGACGCCACACUGGCCUACAAACUCUUCACCAGCACCAACGACCACAAGCCCGACGGCACCUAAGACCACAACUUCUUCGCCAGUACCUUCGACUACCACUCCUCCCCCAGCGUCAGCUUCAACAACCACGCCAGCGCCCACUACGUCAACAACCACCACCACAGGGAGCUCCCGCAGCCGCGGCGGGGUCCUGGUGGUCACCACUCAGCCUCAGGUCAUCGACGGACGACCGUCGUGUCGGCGCGGCUUCACCUAUCACGCGGAGAGUCAGAUGUGCCACGAGCUGUGUCCUACAGGAGCCUCGUUCCGGCCACACCUCGCCGCCUGCUACUGCGAUCGCAGUGACUUCGCCAUCAGUUUCAGUUUCCAGCCCUGGCGCUGUGCGCCGGCCGGCGGCGGUGGACCGUAGUAAAACGCCACGAUGUGGUUGGAAGGGGUGACUGCUUCAUGGGACCGUUGUAAAUUAACAGAAAUAAAAGUACGAUACGUCGAGCUCUACCUAACCGUUUGUCUGAAAUAAAACCAACACUACAAAAGUAAAAUGAACUUCCGUCAUGGAUAAAGCUCAUGUAACUGGAUGAUGUGAAUAACACUUAAGCUAUUCGGGUUUUAACGCCAUCGGUUGCACUGGGGAGAGCUGAUGCCGCGUGAAUUUAGCCGUGAUGAAAAGAUCACUGAAAUAUAACGCGAAAAUGGUCGCGAAUUUUUGCUUGCUGUAUGAGAAAAAUAACGCAAAGGAUAUCAGAAAUGAUGACUUGUUCAUGACGUUCACGAACUGUUAGUGAACAGAGAAUUCAGCUCGUGAACAUGUGACCUUAAGUGAAGGAAUUUGUAAUAUAUCAAACAAACAAACAAACAAACAAACAAACAAACAAACAAACAAACAAGCAAACAAACAAACAAGCAAGCAAACAAACAAACAAACAAACAAACAAACAAAAAAAACAA